Molecule: messenger RNA, 584 nt
Organism: Tyto alba (common barn owl)
Lineage: Eukaryota; Metazoa; Chordata; Aves; Strigiformes; Tytonidae
Gene: MRPL30
Product: mitochondrial ribosomal protein L30
Exons: 5
Coding region: 11-541 (176 amino acids)
Biological process (GO): translation
Cellular component (GO): large ribosomal subunit; mitochondrion
Molecular function (GO): structural constituent of ribosome
Source: RefSeq, a predicted model, not a curated record
CCGAACCGGAAUGGCGGCCGCGGCGGGCAGGGGAGGUUUGGGGCAUGUCGCCGCUUGGAAGGUGGUGGCCCGGGCUGGGGUUUGGUUCGGGAGUGACGCAGCUCUGGUGCUGGGCAAGAGGACGGAGAGGAUGGCAUCAGCAGUGUGGGUUCGUUGUCUCUUUACCAGGUCGAGAAUUCCAGACUCGGUAUUUCAACCACGGCCUGGAGAUCAUGAAAAGUAUGGAGGUGACCCUGAGCAGCCCCACAAAAUCCACAUCAUUACUAGAAUAAAAUGUGUAGUUGGUCGCCCAUAUUGGGAAAAGAAGAUAAUACAUGAUCUUGGGCUGGAUAAAGCGCAUCAGCCCAUACUGCACAAAAAUAUCCCUUCUGUGAAUUCCAAACUGAAAGUUGUUAAACAUCUGAUAAGAAUACAGCCACUGAAACUACCUUAUGGGUUGCCAACAGAAGAGGAAAUGUCAGACACCUUUCUUACGAGCAAGGGAGAGCUUGUCAUUAGACGGCAUCUGAAACCCGCGGGGCAGAAAGAAAUUAAACCAUAAGAUGUGGUGGUUGGAUUUAUAAAAUAAAUCAUUUAAAUCCUUA